Messenger RNA from Syngnathus acus (greater pipefish), 1068 nucleotides. RefSeq names its product growth/differentiation factor 6-like. The record is from RefSeq and is a predicted model, not a curated record. Gene Ontology annotation, cellular component: extracellular region. Gene Ontology annotation, biological process: SMAD protein signal transduction; BMP signaling pathway. Lineage: Eukaryota; Metazoa; Chordata; Actinopteri; Syngnathiformes; Syngnathidae. Gene Ontology annotation, molecular function: growth factor activity; cytokine activity. Bases 28 to 840 code for a protein of 270 amino acids. The transcript is spliced from 5 exons.
CUCUUUCAGUGUGUUGGCUCAUCCUUCAUGUUCUCUUUCACACAGACCUGGAGACAGGACAACAAUGUUAAACAUCUCAAGGCCAAGCAACGCUUCAGGAAGAUAAAAAGGCAGUUUUCCCAGGAACUGACAAGCACUACCUUGUGCAGCAUCCUCACGUCUGGUCACUCCGAGUGCCACCGCAAGAAGCCAGCAGCCGCCGCCACUGUCAUCCUGUUCGCCCGUCGUAGUCCAUCCAGCCAGACACCUGAGAUGGCCUUCACCUCCGUCGCUGUGAUAGCACUGCUGUGCUCCUCCGUGAUGAUGGCAAUUGUCUCGCGGCCCAAGCAAGAAGAUGCGCUGCCGCAAGACUUCACCAGGUGCCGUGGUGAGACCCUGCAGUCCAUCCGAAAGGAGCUCUUGACUGCCCUCAACCUGGAGACCGAACCACUGUUGCCCAUGGGCAGAAGGAAGCAGUGGAACGCAACUGCUGAGCGACUCAUGAGGGUUGUGGCAGCAAUGGCAGUCUCUCCCGGCUCCUUUCCUGAUGAUGGCCACGACGCCUCAGCAUGCUGUGGCGAGACCUUAGAGGUUUCCAUGACAGAUCUCGGCUGGGACAAUUGGAUGAUCUAUCCUGAGCAGGUCACCUGGAUGCACUGCGCCCCCUGCGGCCACAGCGCGUCGUGCAGGCCCCAGCCCCAACGUGAUGACUUGCAGGUCCAGGCGCCAUGUUGCCAGCCCACCGCCCAGAAAAACGUGCCUGUCGUGUACAUGGAUGAGUGGAACACCAUUGUCAUCACCUCCAUGCCCCUGACCAGCCGCUGCGGCUGCUUGGGCACCAUUCAGCCUCCCCAGGAGUAACAAUGGUCACCAUUGUGCAGCACACUUCCUACACUCAAAAUGCUCAAAUAACUUCAGUAUAUUGCCAUAAAUUUGCAUUGUAAAAAAAAAAAAAAGUCAUUUGCCAAGAAAUUGAUAAGCAAUAAAAUAGAUUACAACAUCCAUCCAUCCAUUCUCAAUAGCGCUUAUGCUGUUCAGGGUCGCAUGGUGUUCGUAACCUUCCUUCAAUUUUCUGCAUUUCAGUUGAAA